Culicoides brevitarsis is the source of this 1946-nucleotide messenger RNA. RefSeq lists its product as uncharacterized. The record is from RefSeq and is a predicted model, not a curated record. The transcript is spliced from 4 exons. Lineage: Eukaryota; Metazoa; Arthropoda; Insecta; Diptera; Ceratopogonidae. The coding region runs from base 484 to 1509 and encodes 341 amino acids.
UCAUUCGAGUCAGUCGACUUUUUAUUCUUUCCUCUCCGUAAAUACGAUACGACGAGUAAAUUUUUUAAAUAAAAGAGGUUUUCCAAGAAUUUAUCAUACAGCACAAAUUAUUCGGAUACUGCGAAAAACUGCGUUUAAUCUUGUUUUUCCACUGCAAAUAAAUAAAUUUCUGUGAAAAAUAUCGGAAAAAAAGUAUUAUUAUCACAUUUCGUGACUGUGAUUGAAACAGAGCGAUAUCGCGCGCUCCUAUGUGAAUGCAAAAACAUAACAAGUUGUCAUUGAGAAAUUUCGUGGAAAUUGUCAGAGCUUGGCAUAAAAUGAUGCUAAAGUGGUUAUAAAAUAAAAGUUUCCGAGAAAAUUAAAAUCUAAUUAAAUUUCCUCCGGUUUCUCCGCCGAACAAGAGAUUUUUAUUUCCAUGACUCAUAAAGGUAUUUCGUAAAAUUGAGUCAUACGUAACGGAACAUUAUUUACGUAAAAAUAAAAAUGAGACAAUCAACCAGAAAAAUGGAAGGAUCAACAAAAAUUGUGACAUGUGAUAAAGAACAAAAAAGACCAACAAAAAUUAGAUUUAGUCAAAUUUCCUCCUCAAGUCUCCUACUCGCAAUUUUCGUCUGCAUCUUGAGCGUUAACAGCGUGACAUCGCUGGAAAAUUGCUCAAAUAAUCGCUUCAACGAGUCCCUGAACUCGACCUACAUGCAGUUCACGAAGGAAAAAGUCUCGGAAGAGUAUUCCGUGUUGGACAAAUUCAAAAGUUUGCAUUGCUGUGCCAAAGGAUACCGCAGCAUUGAAUGGUACAAAGAUGGCCUGCCCUAUCCAUGGGACAUUGAAGUUUCCAGUUUAAUUUUGUAUCCGGAGGCAGCUAAUCAAACUAUCUAUACGCGACGGGCACGUCAACAAGAUGCCGGAGUGUAUAAAUGCGUUCUGAGAAAUGAAACGCAUACGGAGGAGCAUUCCAUUGCAUUGAAUAUCCAAGAGAGCUCGAUAGAUCGUCCCUUAGCAACGUAUCGACCGGUGCCGCAAUUCGUUCAUCUCGGCGAUCAUGCUCGAUUUUAUUGCGAAGCUUUUAUCGGCAAUUUGGGCAUUCCCGAUGCCAAAAGUACACUCAAGUGGUACCAAGUGUUCGACGAAAAUCAGGAGCAAGAGAUAAAAGACAGUUAUCAAAAUUUGAUUACAAGAGAAACUGGCGAAAUUGUUGGCUCGUACUUGAUAAUUCCCGAAGUGAAAAAACAGCAUUACGGGCGGUAUGUUUGUCGUAUCGCGAUGGGAAAUUCGGCGCAUAAAUUGGACUUGUACACGUGGUUGCACGCGGAACCCAUUGAAUUUAUCGACACAAAAUCCUUUUGGGCUCCCAUUGCAUUGGCCGUUAUUGCAUUCCUCUUGACGAUCCUCAUGUUUUGGUUAGCGAAAAUUUUCUACUCGAAUUAUUUUCACAAGCGACAGAAUAAUUGUGCAGCGCAUCACAAGGCUACGCACAUGGAUGACGAGGAGAUGGGCAUGAGACGAAUCUAAAAAAAAUUUAAAAAAAUAAUUAAUAAAAGUUAGUCAAAAAUUAGAGCAAACGUGAUCAAGGCCUAGCCAUUUCCAUUUUUUUAAUAAAUUAAAAUUAAUUUUAGGGUUAAUUUAUUUUAUUUUCGCGAAUUUUUUAAUAAAUAUUUUUUCUCAUAAAACUCAUUAUUAAAUUAAAACCAAAAAAAAAAUAUUGUUGAGAAAACGCCAAAAUUGUACUAUUGAAGCAAAAAAUAAAUUCCACGAAAUGAACUGAAUACAAAAAAAAAAAACUUUUCUAUCGAGAAAUAAUUAAAAAAUAACGAAACAGGGUAUUAAAUGUUAAGACUACUCUCGUAUAAUUUGUAAAUUUUUGUAUUGACUUUUGAAGUGAUACAUGCCAAAAUAUUGUACAUAAAUAAAUUAAUUAAUAAAAAUGUAAACUAAGACCCAUGACAGUA